CUGUUGCAUUUUGAUUGUAUGAUAGAGCGGUUAAAAACAUGCAGGCACCUUUUCGACAUCAUGGAACAAGUUCGGAAGAGCGCACUGGCACAUGUUGACCGCAACGUUCAAGCUGAUGCAAUUUCAUUAAUUCUCUCGAUCGUAAAACAAGCUAGCGCUGGCUCGUUAUAGGCCACAAUGUCUCAUCAUCUCUUCCUGCUCUCUCCGUCUGAUACACCAAUAUACAAUUUGACGCACUACUCAACUAAGCUACCACAACCAACGUCCUCAUCACUUUCAUCAAACCUGCCUACAUGGUCUACUUCUGCGUUUGCGGGUACCCUGACGGCGUUGUCAGGAGCGUCUAGUGCUACGCAGUCUCAUCACGUCCAGGGGGGUGCUGUGAGGAUGGGCGGAGGGCAAGAUCGGCAUGUGAUCCAAAUGAUUGCCAACGCCAGUUUGGAUGUUAUUGAAGAUGUCAUGCGAAAGGAAAGCGCCAUGUACCUGAAAUCUGUAGAUAAAUUCAAUGAAUGGACGGUGUCUGCGUUCGUCACCCCAGGCAACAUGAAGUUCAUACUGUUGCAUGAGACCAAGAAUGAUGAUGGAAUUCGGUCCUUCUUUCACGAUGUCUGGGAACUGUACCUCAAGACAAUGUUAAACCCAUUCCACACGGCACAUUCACCGAUACGCAGCAUUGUAUUUGAUACACGUGUUCGGGCGAGUGCGAAAAAGUAUCUUUAACAUCGGGCCUGAGGCUUUCCAAGUGUGGGGAAGACAAUAACUUUCAUUACACGAAAUGCACGUGUACGGAUAUUGCCAUAGACGGGACCGGAAGGACCAGUGAAUGCAG
This is a messenger RNA of Suillus discolor, 829 nucleotides long. Its product is annotated as Sedlin. Bases 178 to 720 code for a protein of 180 amino acids. NCBI's taxonomy places the organism in Eukaryota, Fungi, Basidiomycota, Agaricomycetes, Boletales, Suillaceae. The record is from RefSeq and is a predicted model, not a curated record. Gene Ontology annotation, biological process: endoplasmic reticulum to Golgi vesicle-mediated transport. Gene Ontology annotation, cellular component: TRAPP complex; nucleus; cytoplasm. The transcript is spliced from 4 exons.